AUGCAAAUGAUUAAUAUUGUUCGACAUUUAUACAACAAUAAUAUAAUUUAUCGUGAUAUUUGUCCACGAAAUGUGAUGAUGGACCGUGAUAAAAGGUUAAGAUUAAUUGAUUUUGGUUUUGCCUACAUCCUUAAAGAUGAUCAAGCGGUACAAAAGUUACCAAUAGAAGGAGCAACAACAUUUGCUGAUAUCGAUUUCUUAACGGAAUACAUAGAAAAUCCUCAAGCAUAUUUCUGGUACAACUAUAAACGAAAUUUUGAUUUAUUUUGUGCAAUUAAUGUUAUCACAUAUAUGAUAAAUAAAGAAGUUAAAGAAGGGAUGAAUGGAAUUCAUAGUACAGGAAUAUGCAAGAAUAAGAAAGUACGUAAUGGCUUACAAACAUGGAAACGUAUGCAAACAAAGAAUAAAGCCUAUGAUGCGUUAUUGCAAUCCAUAGAAAACUUAUCCAUGGAAUCAGAUUUUGACAAUAUGGAAUUGAUCUUAAAAAACAAUUACAAAAAUCUUCAAAUGAUUGAUAAUGAAAAUUAUGAGAAGUGA
Messenger RNA from Rotaria socialis, 537 nucleotides. NCBI's taxonomy places the organism in Eukaryota, Metazoa, Rotifera, Eurotatoria, Philodinida, Philodinidae. The record is from the annotation of a GenBank genome assembly.